UCGUCUCGUCUCAAAUUAUCUUUAAACCGGCGUUUUUUCCUUUUUAACGAAGACGACCAAGCCUUUCCGAGAUGUUGGGGGGACAGUUUACUCGAAAUCUUGCUUCGUCUCUGACAAAAUACCGUCGGCUUCUUCACAGAUUGUCAGGCAAGGUUCAGAGUAUGGAUGGGAAUAGCGAAGAACGAAUAACCCGUGUUCUUUUUUGUGGGCCACAUUUUUCGGCUUCUCAUAAUUACACAAGAGAAUAUUUGCGAAAGUACCCCUUUGUCCAGGUUGAUGAGGUUCCCAUUGAUGAUGUGCCUAAUUCUAUAUCAAAGUAUCAAAUUUGUAUUGUGAAAAACAUGAAGCUGGACUCAAAUGUUAUCUCUCUUGCAACUGAAAUGAAGCUUAUAAUGCAGUAUGGUGUUGGUCUGGAUGGUGUUGAUAUUGAUGCUGCUACGAAGUAUGGAGUCAGAGUUGCUAGGAUCCCAAGUCAUGUAACUGGAAAUGCAGCAUCAUGUGCAGAGAUGGCUAUAUAUCUGAUUUUGGGCCUUCUUCGAAAGCAAAAUGAGAUGCAAAUUGCAGUAAAGCAGAGAAGGCUUGGAGAACCAGUUGGUGAAACGCUAUUUGGAAAAACUGUCUUCAUUAUGGGAUUUGGAAAUAUCGGCAUUGACUUGGCAAAGCGUUUGCGACCUUUUGGUGUGAAAAUUAUUGCUACAAAACGGAGCUGGGUGGCACAAUCACAAGACUCUUGCCAGUCUAAAGAUGUUCCAGGUCCAAAUAGCACCUCAAAUGAUUUGAUUGAUGAAAAAGGUGUUCAUGAAGAUAUUCACGAGUUUGCAAGCAAUGCAGAUAUCAUCGUUUGUUGCUUAAAUUUAAAUAGUAAAACGGCUGGCACUGUAAACAAGAAAUUUAUAUCUUCAAUGAGAAAGGGUGCCCUUUUAGUAAAUAUUGCUCGAGGAGGUCUUCUGGAUUAUGAGGCUGUUCUUGAUCACCUCGAGUCUGGCCACUUGGGAGGCUUGGGCAUUGAUGUUGCUUGGACCGAGCCAUUUGAUCCUAAUGAUCCAAUUUUGAAAUUCAAGAAUGUUUUAAUCACGCCUCAUGUUGGUGGAGUUACAGAAGGUUCUUACAGAUCCAUGGCUAAGGUUGUUGGCGAUGUUGCUCUUCAACUUCACGCAGGCAUUCCUUUGACGGGGAUAGAAAUUGUCAACUGAUAACAGUAAAGAGAAUUGUUUGUUGUGCAGCAAUAAGCUCAAGUGGGGAGGGCUUGAGGGGAUUUCUAAAAGGAGUCAGGUGAGGAGUAAGGCCUGGUGGAUAUUGGGUUACAGCGGAGUGGGAGUGAUUAAGAUGAUUAUAAACCUCCCAAAUCUAAUGAUGAAGUCACUUUUUUUUUUCUUUUUCUUUUUUUUCUUUUUUUUUUGGGUUUUGAAAGAACCAAAACAACCUUGUCCUCUUGGCGCUUCGUGUAAAGCCAGCCUGAUCCAAGAACAACUCUAUUAUUAUUGCUGUCAUUCUUGUGUGCUUCUUCGACGCAAAACGACUCGUCUUCAUCAACUUCCUUGAAUUUCAUCAAGUUUGUCGUA
This is a messenger RNA of Carya illinoinensis, 1562 nucleotides long. RefSeq names its product hydroxypyruvate reductase. NCBI's taxonomy places the organism in Eukaryota, Viridiplantae, Streptophyta, Magnoliopsida, Fagales, Juglandaceae. Gene Ontology annotation, molecular function: NAD binding; phosphoglycerate dehydrogenase activity. The record is from RefSeq and is a predicted model, not a curated record. The transcript has 10 exons. The coding region runs from base 72 to 1193 and encodes 373 amino acids.